AUGCAACUAAACUUCAGGCUAAUGAUGAAAUUCAUCAUUCAAAAAGAAUCGAGCGGUUCUGGCCGAUGCGGACUGUUAGCAGAAUUUGGUCGCCAUGGUGAUAAAACUUUAGAGACGCCUGCUUGCAUGAUGUAUACAAGGGGAGGAAGUUCACCACAUAUUUCUGGAGAACUUUUGGAUUUUGUGAAAAACACUUCUGGAUUGGUGCACAUACCUUUAAAUCAUUUCAUUGAACACCAAGAAACUCUAGAAGAUUUCAAAAAAGGAAUUGCAGAAUUUACUUCUAUGACUAAAGGCUCCAUUUUCUGCUCUGUCCAUGAUCCUGCUGUUGAAGUAGCAUCAGGUUAUAAUGACAAAAAUGGUGUUGCCCUUUGGAGUCGAUGUGGCAAAACAAUGGUUAAUGUUGAUAGUUUCAUGAGAUCAAUGGAAGCCAUGUUCCCUGAUUGGUACCAAGCUUUGAGUGACAGUGAUACAGAUAUAAAUUCUUCUAAUAAACGUAUCCUCAAAUCUGUGGACAGAACUUUGGCAUUUCUGGAUAAAAUUGUAGAAAAGCACCAAUCUUCUGAGAGAUUACAAAAGUCUGCUCUCUUUGGUUCCAUAGAAGGCGGUUAUAAUAUUAAAGAAAGAAAACGUUCAGCUAAAGAAACAGCAACCCGACCAGUGCAAGGAUUUGUAAUUGAAGGUUUCCACAGGUUUGGUGCUUCAGCUGAUAUUGUCAAAAUGGAUAAAAUGGCUGAGGUUUUAGCAGAAACAACUAAAAUUUUACCAGAAGACAAACCUCGUCUGAUGCAAUCAGUAUGGAAACCUGAUUUGGUGUUACAGGCAGUCCAGUUGGGAGUAGACAUAUUUGACAGCUCAUACCCUUAUUUGGUAACAGAAAAAGGAGCAGCUUUAGUUUUUGAUUUUCAGUAUAAUGACAAUGCAGUUUCGCCUUCAGAAUCUGAAGAUGAUGGCCACCAGUUUUCAUGCUUUGAAAUUGACCUUGCAGACAAAAUCUACAGUGAUGACUUCACUCCCAUUCUUACUGAGUGCCGAUGUUACACGUGCCUAAAUUUCACCCGAGCCUACAUCCAUCAUCUUUUAAAUACAUCAGAGAUCUUGGCCAGUGUCCUGCUGAUGCUUCACAACUUCAGCCAUUAUUUCCAUUAUUUUGUGGCCAUUCGGCAAGCCAUGUUGGAGGACAAAUUAUCACACUUACAAAAACUGAUUGACCAACAAAGACCAGUGGCCAAACAAGAUGAAGAAGAAAAUCUUGACUCAUAA
Messenger RNA from Acanthosepion pharaonis, 1263 nucleotides. The record is from the annotation of a GenBank genome assembly. Lineage: Eukaryota; Metazoa; Mollusca; Cephalopoda; Sepiida; Sepiidae.